Amoebophrya sp. A25 is the source of this 1158-nucleotide messenger RNA. NCBI's taxonomy places the organism in Eukaryota, Dinophyceae, Syndiniales, Amoebophryaceae. The record is from the annotation of a GenBank genome assembly.
UUUUGGUAACGUAAGAGUAUAUGCCCGUCGUUGAAAUAUUGAAGUGACCGAGUGAUUUAGUGAUUGUGUGCCUGAACGAGUGGACAAAUUAGGUGGAUAAAAACCAGCCGCAGAAGUUGCUGAGAUUUAUGACAUGACUUGAAAGAUGAAGUGCCAUGAUGAAGCGUUCUCGCUUUUAUUUCCUGUUACAACAAGUUUCUGGACCGACGAAACCGCUUGGCCAACGCAGAACAUGGCACAUUCGACAGCAAGCGCGUGGCUGACAAAAACCGGCAAAACAAGCUUUUUUUUGCAUAGAGAAGAUGAUGCAAAUCCGGGACUCCUGCAGAAAAUUUCAUCAUGGUUUGAGCCUUCCUCGACCUCCUCGAAUGCCUUUUUCCAUUCCCCCCAAGACGAUACGAACGAAAGUUCCAAAAUGCGCCAACAUCACUGGAACGGACAACAUUCCACUACUCGCGGUAGCCGAACAAGUGCUCAUAGCGGUCACGGAAGAAACGCAAAAACGUUUUUCAUCGCACCAUCGGAAAAUUGGGAGGCUUGGUUCUACAAUAUGAUGCCGCGAGAUUUCCACAGCAGCUUCAAAUUUCCACAAUCGAGGCUAAGGCAGUGGCCGGAAGGGCCAGUGGGCGCGAGAGCAACAUUCGACGAAAGCUGGGCACACGAACAGUACAUCAACUAUAGAUCGAUUUGAUGAUUAGGGGCUCAACAUUCUAAGCAGUUGUACAUGAACAAGUGUAGAGAAAUAAUUCGAUCGAUCCAAUUGGUGGAGACUUCAAUUAUAGAUGAAGUGUCACUGAUGUUAUUCUACGAUUAAAUAUCAGAACAAAUGAGACCCCUCUGCUCGCUGUAACUCAUUCCUGAGCUUUCUUUUAGACUUAUUUCAUUUCUUAUUCGGUUUUUCGUAGGAUUCGGAUUAGGAAUAGGUACCUACUACAUCAUGGUUAUUUUUGCGCUAAAAUAAGUACAUGUAUCGUCGACUUCUUUCACCUCCACCACAAUUGAAAUCCAGAGAGCGCUUGAACCCGAGAGGCAUGCAUUAUUGGCUGGACGAAUUGAAUAUGCUUAAGAAGCGGCGGAUGUUCGGCGCAGAUCCGGAGAUGGCUCCGCCUCCUUGCAACGCUCGUCAUAUCAUCUACCCUAAUAUUCUCUGUCGUCCUC